AUAGAAAAGACAUAGAUGUGGCAUAACCCUGCGGGUGGAAGCCGUCCUGGGAGGGGUGCCGAGGUACACUGAGCCUACUUGUGAUUGGUUACUAUUGAAAGCAAGCGCAGUGAUGUAAAAGUGCUAUGUAAGCUUCGUCACGGGUCUAUCGUUCCAAGAGAACCAAUCAUGUUAAGGCAUGGUAAGGGAGGGAUCAGCUUGAAUUUGAUUGGUUAUGCAGCGAACUCCGCCCCCCCUCAUUUUGCCACACGGCCCUUGCCUAAAAUAUCAGUUUAUGCUACAUCUAUGUCUUUUCUAUAGCAAUGAAUUAAGUUAGCUUAUUCCGUUCAAAUCUCGUUUUUAAUUGGUGAAGGGCCGGUUCCACAAACAUGGUUUAUCGUUUAAACUUCUUUUAUCUUCAAAAUACAAAUUUCUGAUUGGCUCAUAGUGGAGAUAAACCGAGUUUAAACAAUAAACCGUGUUUGUGGAACCGUCUCUAACUCUAUUUCAACCCUGCACGGUGGAAACUAAGCCAUAGGCUUCGAUGUUCACGGUGGGUUUUUAAAUGUACUUUAUUCAAUUGAUAGUUUCUGUGUUUCGAAUAAUACGAAUCCUAGAAUAAGAAAUGGCACAGCAAGAUACUGAUAUAGAUUGCGACAAAAUGAAUGAGCAAUUAAAAAGUAAAAGUAUCGAUCUGGAUACUUACAGAAAUUUGGUUAAGUCGUAUUUGGAUUUACAUCUUUACAGUGCUGCUCUUUUCUGGGCUGACAAGGUCUUAUCUUUAAGCAACGGAGAUCCAAAAGAUGUGUGUUCAUUGGCACAAUGUAUGUUUCUCAUGAAACAAUAUCAUCGAGCUGCACACCUCAUUAGGAGUCAUGGACUCGAAAAAACAGAUGUUAUGUGCCAUUAUUUGGCAGUUCGGUGCUUGCUUGAAGCAAAAGAAUUUACUGAGGCCCUUCAAAUCAUCAACGAGACUGAAAUGUGUACAAAUAUUUCACAAUCUGGAGUCAGUUAUAGUGAUCAUGCUGAUAUUCUACAAGAUGCUCCAAAAAAUGUACAGAGUUCAAUAUUGUAUGUAAAAGGAAGAGUGUAUGAAGCAAUGGACAACAGAGCAGUAUCAUCAAAUUGUUACAAACAGGCCUUACGCUGUGAUGUCCAUUCAUAUCAAGCUUUUGAGGCACUUGUACAGAAUCAAAUGCUUUCUGCAGCUGAAGAGAAGGAACUUCUUGAUUCCCUUCCUAUCAGUGAACAAUGUACAGAAGCGGAAGGCGAAUUACUACGUCUAUUGUAUGAAAGCAAACUGAAAAAGUACCAAGUUCCGACAAAAAAACAACCAUUUGCUUCAUGCAGUAUAAAGGGUAUUCUCGUUACGGAUCGUCUCCUAGAUAAUCUAGACAUGCAAGUCUCGAAGGCUGAAAGGCUAUACUAUAAUUGUGAUUAUCACAAAUGCUUCUCGCUUACGGAAAGAAUACUUAAGAAGGAUCCAUACCAUAAUUCUUGUUUACCUGUACAUAUUGCUUGUUUAGUGGAAUUGAAAAAAACUAACGCGCUAUUUUACUUAGCACAUAAACUGGUAGACUUGUAUCCUGACAUGGCGCUUGCUUGGUUUGCUGUUGGUUGCUACUACUAUGCUAUAGGUAGAAGUGAUCCGGCAAGAAGAUAUCUGGCGAAAGCAACAGCACUGGACAGAUUAUUCGGUCCAGCGUGGCUGGCGUACGGCCAUUCGUUUGCAGUAGAAAACGAACAUGAUCAGGCAAUGGCAGCAUAUUUUAAAGCUUCUCAAUUAAUGAAGGGCUGUCAUCUACCAUUGCUCUAUAUAGGUUUAGAAUGUGGCCUAACAAACAAUCUGAAACUGGCCGACAAGUUCUUCCAACAAGCACAAAGUAUAGCUCCAGAUGACCCAUUUGUUAUACACGAGAUGGCCGUUAUAUCUUUUUACAAUAUGGAAUACAAAACCGCCGAAAAGCAGUUCAAAGAAGCUAUGAAAAGAGUCCAGGGCGACCCAAAAGAUGUUGUACUUCCAAGUAAAUGGGAGGCACUGCUCAAUAAUUUGGGACACACUUGUAGAAAAAUGAAAAAAUACGAAGAGGCUUUAGAUUAUCAUCAACAGGCCAUCGUACUAAAUCCACUGAAUCCAUCGACGUAUUCAGCAAUUGGUUUCAUUUAUGCGCUGAUGGGCAAUACCCAGGAAGCCGUAGACGCGUUUCACAGGGCAUUAGGACUUCAAAGAGACGACACGUUUACUACAACCAUGUUGGGAUACGUUAUGGAACAACUUAUAGACGAAGUACCUCCUUAUCCAGGUGCCCCAGAUAAAAGUCCGGAAUACAAGUUUCCGGAAACCAGAGUAGUACCGGAAUCUACGUCAGCAUUAGAGAAUCCUGUAGCAGCUGCAACAGGCCUGCAAGAUCAAAGUAUUGAUAAAUUAAGAGUAAAUUUAUUUUCUGGAUGGGGCGAAGAUUCUGGAAAAAGUGAGGAAAACACAUCCAGCAAAAUGGAACGUAGUAAUCGGGAUCACGUAGUUGUCAAUUAUUCGACAAAUGAUAUGAGUUCCGAAGUCGAGAUGUUAGAUUCGUCUACAGCACACAUUGAAUAUAAUUAAAUUAAUUAUAAUGGCAUGA
Molecule: messenger RNA, 2600 nt
Organism: Cephus cinctus (wheat stem sawfly)
Lineage: Eukaryota; Metazoa; Arthropoda; Insecta; Hymenoptera; Cephidae
Gene: Cdc16
Product: cell division cycle protein 16 homolog
Exons: 12
Coding region: 605-2581 (658 amino acids)
Biological process (GO): cell division
Molecular function (GO): protein binding
Source: RefSeq, a predicted model, not a curated record